AUGAAGCAUGCCAAAAAAGAUAACAGGAUUGAAGGGAGAAUUCACGAGGAUCCUGAAAUACCAACACCUCCAAACCCCUCUGGCCAGUGUCCCAUCUGUCGCUGGAACCUAAAGCAUAAGUACGAUUAUGUGGAUGUCUUGCUGCUGAGCCAGUUUAUUCGUUCUGAUGGAGGGAUGCUGCCACGCAGGAUCACAGGCCUCUGUUUGGAGGAGCACAAGAAGAUUGCUGUCUGUGUGCAGAUGGCUCACCGUGCAGGUUUGUUGCCAAAUCACAGGCCUCUACUUCCUGAAGGGCAUAUUCCCAAGAAACCCAAGCUCAACAGAUAUCUGACUCGCUGGUCCAUCAAAGCUGCAAAGCCCAUCUGGAGGAGGGGCCCUAAGUGGUGCAAAAAAACCAUGCCAGUCGGACACCCUUUGCUGAAGGAUAAUGUCAAAUAUACACACAGGCCUCUCUUUUUAAACCACUAGUGGCCAGAACUGGCAUGGUCAGUAAGCACAGCUGUUUUACACUGUUCUGCUUUCUUUGCAAGGUUGUCAGUAUCUCAGAUUCCAAAACUAUCUUUAGUACUCCAUAUUGUCUCCAGUGAAUGAGC
This is a messenger RNA of Chaetura pelagica (chimney swift), 593 nucleotides long. RefSeq names its product mitochondrial ribosomal protein S18A (gene MRPS18A). Lineage: Eukaryota; Metazoa; Chordata; Aves; Apodiformes; Apodidae. Gene Ontology annotation, molecular function: small ribosomal subunit rRNA binding; structural constituent of ribosome. Bases 1 to 468 code for a protein of 155 amino acids. Gene Ontology annotation, biological process: mitochondrial translation. Gene Ontology annotation, cellular component: ribosome; mitochondrial small ribosomal subunit. The record is from RefSeq and is a predicted model, not a curated record. The transcript has 5 exons.